AGAAAACCGCCGGUUUACACUUUAAAACAAAGCAUAUGGACCGUUGAUCGUGUUAACUCAAACCCGAAAUAAACGGGCGUGAUAACGGAGAACGUGACCAUCCAACAUCUAACGAGAAGAAGAAGACAAAAAAAAAGAAAACAAAAGCACAUGACAUGAUUCUUUCACCCUUUCGUCUACCAAUCUCGAUCCCUCUUCUUCUCUACUUCAAUGGUUUAACAUUUUUCAUUGAAUGAGAAAGAGAUACAAUGGCAGGAAGCGAGAUUCAAGAACCCUUUAGCCUUAGUUUUCAGGGGAGUUCUGUACACUCUGGAUCGAUAUCGUUUGGGAGGUUCGAGGAAGAAGGGUUAUCAUGGGAGAAGAGAUCGUCAUUUUCACACAAUAGGUAUCUUGAAGAAGUUGACAAGUGCUCUAAACCUGGCUCUGUUACCGAGAUGAAAGCUCACUUCGAAGCUCAUUUCAAGAAGAGAGGGAUGCGAGUUCCGUCUUCUAUUGAAUCUCAGACUUGGGGUGUCCGUCAAACAGAUGAUGAUGCAACUGAAAGCUUCGAGGAUUAUCGGUCUGAUGGGAGUUUCUCGGAGAACACGAGUCAAUCAGAGAGUCCUUGUAACUACGUACUCGACCAACCAAAGAUUCAGUGUGAAUAUGUAGAGGAGAGUGAUCAUUGUGUGAGCUAUGAUGAGAUUGUUGUGAACUCGGAUGAUGUGAUCGAGCUUGAUGAAGAAGGUGGUGUUGACCACGUGACUCUUGAUGUUUCUUUGGACACCGAUGAAGUCGUUCCAGUGGAGUGCAUAUCUAUUAAAGAAGAUAGCUAUGAGGAGGAUCUUGAGGUUCGAGAUGAUGAUGAUAAGGAUAAAGAUCAUUGCACUGAAGUUCAAGAAACAGAAUCAAGACUCGUUGAACAUGUUCAAGAAAAUGCAUCUGAUGUUACGGAAAGACCCUCCUCCUAUGUAUGUGGUCCAAAGUCUUUGCCAGAUACAAAACCUAUUAGU
This is a messenger RNA of Raphanus sativus (radish), 992 nucleotides long. RefSeq names its product protein WVD2-like 7. The transcript is spliced from 3 exons. The annotation marks the transcript as partial. The record is from RefSeq and is a predicted model, not a curated record. Lineage: Eukaryota; Viridiplantae; Streptophyta; Magnoliopsida; Brassicales; Brassicaceae.